Messenger RNA from Siniperca chuatsi (mandarin fish), 3701 nucleotides. RefSeq names its product MICAL-like protein 1. The record is from RefSeq and is a predicted model, not a curated record. Bases 853 to 3405 code for a protein of 850 amino acids. NCBI's taxonomy places the organism in Eukaryota, Metazoa, Chordata, Actinopteri, Centrarchiformes, Sinipercidae. Gene Ontology annotation, molecular function: protein binding. The transcript is spliced from 15 exons.
CUUUACUGACGACUAACAAAACCUUCCUGAAAUAACAAUGUGUUGUCCAAACAUUAUAAAAUAAUAUUGUAGCCUAAAACUGAAUAUGCUCACAUAAAAUUCUAUUAAUAUUUUGUAACAUCAGAUCCGUUCAUUGAUCAAAAAUAGCAAGAACUGGGAGGGAGAAUUCAAAUGAGCAAAUGGCCUGUUUUAAUGAAGCUGUAAUGCGUCGAAGUUUUGAUUUAAAAUCAUUUAUUAUAUUUGGCUGUCACGCAGUAGAGAGAAAAAGAAUGUAACGUCUUCAGAGAAAUAACCAUGUAACCAGAAACCUCCCCUUCCUAAUUAUAGAGAAGCAGCGGCUCUGUGUCUCCCUCCAGCGGCAGCUAUUGUGCAUUUCACUGAAUGUGGAGCACACCAAGGAGGACUACGACAAGUAACGGGAUUUGAUUUUAAUUUACACCCCCUUCUAUCAAAUCGACCAUGAGUCGUCGGAGCACUGCAGAUGUUUGGACGACAGUUCACUACAUUCAGACGCUCGUUGGUGGUUUGUGGUGAAAAGUUACAUUGUGUUGCCGUGAGUGAGGGAAACCGUUUGAGACUUUAGUUGUGGCUGGAAACACUGAAACAAUGUAAAAUCGCUUUACAUGCGCAGACACCUUCGUUUUUAUUUGACAAAGCAACAUAACGGGAUAAUGUGACUUCCUUCCUUCCUGCUGCUUCAUCAACACGUUUGACCGCAGGUUUUCUGUAAAAAAAAAAAAGGUUGUUGCAAGGGUAGUAGAUACUCGUUUCCUGUUUUCUCCAAAAAGCAAAACCUGCCCAGCUUUAUUUGAUCUCCUCUAACUUACAACGUGCCAUGUUCACCCAGCCCACAUGUCAAAUCUCACACAAGAAAUGGCAACACCGAAGGAGUUACGAGAGUGGUGCCGCGUCACAUGCGCAUAUUACCCCAAUGUGGAAAUAAAGAACAUGUCAACCUCAUUCAGGGAUGGACUCGCAUUUUGCGCCAUCAUCCACAAACACCGGCCUGACUUGAUAGAUUUCAGCUCCCUCUCCAAAGAUAAUGUCUAUCAAAAUAACAAACUGGCAUUUAAAAUUGCAGAGACAAAGCUGGGCAUCUCUGCAUUGCUGGACCCAAACGACAUGGUUUCCACCAAGGUGCCUGAUUGUUUGAGCGUCAUCACCUACCUUUCCCAGUACUACUACUUCUUCAACAGGAAGUCUUAUGGUCUUGCCAGUUUGAGGCCAUCACAUGUCACUGUCUUAAACAAUCUCACAAAGAAUAAAACUCCUGAUGGUCUGAAACUCCAGAAGAGUUCGACUGGUCUGGAAACCAGCAGAGAAGAUCGUUUAUCCAACACAAGGCCACGAACAGUGUGUAAUUUGUGCUUUAAGCCUGUCCAUCUCAUACAGAGACAUUUGAUUGACGGAAAGGUCUACCAUCGCAGCUGUUUCAGGUGCAAAGUGUGCCACAACACUCUUUUACCGGAGUCUUACACACAGGGAAGUGAGGCUUGCUCCUUUAUCUGCACUCACCACAUAACAGACAGUAAAAGUACUCGUGUUGACCUCAGUCAGCAAAUUGGAUCGACUGAGAAUCGGUCCAAAUGUAAGCUUCAGGCAGGUUAUUUUUCUCUGAGUGGAUUGGCUAUCUCCAGCAUCCCUCAUUACACUAAGAAAACAGAGUCACAGGACAGACUGGUUUGUAAAACACCAGAGACAGAGGGGAAAGAAAGGCAACAGAGGAGCAGAGAGGUGAAAGACAGAGAAAACGGAGACUACACUGUUGGACUGAACAGCGUGGUACAGAAGCCAGCGCCUCCUCAUCUUCCCGCACCCAGCGUUAAAGACAGGACCAUUGAAGAAGCCAGAAAAGCUGGACCUGCACCCAUUCUGGCAGACAGCAAGAUACGACAGGAAGCGACAAAGACCCAAGAGCCCUCUGAGCUCUCUUCACCGUGUGCACAAGUGACAGCAGGAAGUAGUCGGCCGGUUCCAGCACCCAGGCGAAUGUUAGGCUCUUCUGUAGUCCCUGUUCCUGCACCCAGGACCAAAACCUCCCAGACUGCAGACAUUUCAUCCAACCCAAAUAAAUGUUCACCCAAUCCAUCUCACAUCACCAGCCAAACCAGUGGUAGCCCUAAAGUGAAAACCAACCAUCCAUGGCUGGCCAUCGUACAUCCCGGACCCUGGACUCAGCUGCCUCCCGCUCCAGCUCCAGUACCCACUCCUCGAUCCAAAUCUGUCUCUAAACUGCAGAGGUCAUGGUACAGACCCAGAGAGCCUCCUCCCAAUCCAUUUGGAGAGGAUGUGGAUGGGGAUACUCAGGAAGAGGGCAGAGCUGUCCAUUCAGGGAAUGGUGGCAAUCUGACAGAUAAAUCAGAGGACGCAGCUACUGCGGUUUGUUCAAGUGAUGCCGAACAAACCGCAGGCUUCAAAGAGGCUGGCGGAGUUGCAGUACCUGUCCCAGCAGAGGGAGUGGGUGCAGUUAUGAACACAGUGGGAGCUUCAAGUGAACCAGUUGGAGAUACUAGUCAAAUUAGUAUAUCAGAUUUGGAUGAAACAGGAAGUUCACUACCUGAUGUGACUGAAGCAGCAGCAGGGCCGCAUGCCACUUCAGAUGAAGCACAGAGUCACACUUUACCCAGGAGCCUUUCUGUGCCAGCUAUCUGUGCCACAUUUGCCAAAUGUGACUUGACAGAGGCAAAUGAAUCUGAUCAGGUCACGUCAUGUCAAAGUAAGCUGGCCUGCAAAGAGAAUCCUUUUGAUCGAAACCCUGCUAUGCCCAAAUCAAAGACUUUUCAGUCCCUCUCAUCUACACGGGCCCCUGCCCCUGGACAUGGCUUCCCGCUCAUCAAGAGGAAGGUGCAGACGGACCAGAAUGUUUCUACAGAAGACCUGCUGGUGGAGAUUAGAGAACUGCAUAAACAUCUGGAGGCACUGGAACAAAGAGGAGUCGAACUGGAGAGGAAUCUGAGAGACUGCAAGAAUGAUAAAGAGGAGGAACAAAUGCUAAUGGAGUGGUUCUCUCUUAUCCAGGAGAAACAUGUUCUGGUGCACAGAGAUACGGAGCUGGUUUAUCUGACAAAGCAGCAGAAGUUAGAGGAGAGACAGGCAGAUGUGGAGUAUGAGCUCAGGUGUCUCCUUAAUAAACCAGAAAGUGACUGGAAUCAGGAAGAUCGAGGUCAAGAGCAGCAGCUGAUGGAUGAGCUGGUCGCCAUCAUCGAACAGAGGAACGAGAUCAUCAGCAACUUGGACCAGGACAGGCAGAGGGAAAGAGAAGAAAAUACACUUUUGGAAGCCAUGAUGAAGAACAAAGAGUUCCAGAAAGAAGGACUAAAAGAGCUAAAGAAGUCAAAAGGAAGGUUCAAGCCCACAAAAGUUUUUAAGAUGCUGAGACGAGACUCCAUGGAUAAAAACAGCUGAAGUACUAUGACUGCAGAAACUCUCAUAGACAACUCAUUUAUACUUUGAGAUGAUAAAUAUGAAAAAGUGUUGUGGAAAAGUGGAAGAUGAUCAUCAUAUGAAACAGUUUGUUAAUUUUAUGUUGAAUAGCAGCUCUGUGGCAUAGACAAAAUGAAUGAAUCAUUUUCUCAGUGCAAAUGAUUCUGUGUUGUACAUUUUCUCUUCCAUCUUUCAUUACUUGCCCUAUCUCCUAUCAAUAUUUCAGUUUUUUUAUUUUAUUUUAUUACAUACUUGUAUUAGUUUAAGUAUGCAAUAAA